UAUCUCACUGUUCUAUUUUUUUUUCUUCAUUUGCAUUAACCCUUUCUUACCUUGUUAUGAACAUGUAGGUCUUUCUUCUCUUCUUAGAAUUGGUGGGAGACAAAUAUUACUCUGUAAAUGGCCAAGAUGGUAAGGCGAGUAGUGGUUCCUGAAAACCCUGGUGCUGUAAUCCCGGACCAGGGAAGGACAGAGGAGUGGUGGCCUUUCUCAUUUCACAAGGUAUUUACUCGGCUGCUGCCCCACCACCAAACUAAACAAACACUUUUGAGCCUUUUAACUCCAUGAAACUGACAUUUCUGAGUCUAUUUGCAAAUGGGACACUAGAGGGCUCCCAAAAGUUACAAAUAAGUGAAAAGUUACUUGAAUUAAAACUGAUUCUGUACGGCAUUUGUUUUUUCAGAAUUUAAAACGGAUUUUUUAAAAACUAUUUUUAAAAAAACCUUAUAACGUUUUAAAGCUGAGCUAUCAGUAGUCAUUCUACAAGUAGUUUGAUUGCUUUGCAAUCACUAGUUUUCAAGGGAGUUUUAAAACUGAACUGAAAUAUUUGAGAUGUGGAAGACUCUUGACCAUGAAAUAUGUUCUACUUACAUGCCGCAGCCUUUAAAAGUUCUUUGCAUUAGAGUUAGGGACUACAUUCCUGGAGUCAAGCAUGGGGCCAGCUGUAUACAAGCCACACUUUUCCUUGCGGAGGCUGAUAAGGAUUUAAAAGGUUUCAGAGGUGAGUGUCAGAAACAUUCCCAACUCCACGACCAACACUUUACUUCCACCGCUGCCCACUGGAGAUCACUUAGACACAGAAGCGGACACGACAGCUGAAUUCAGGAAACCAUGCAUCAUGUCAGCAGGAGACAACUGCAGACUUUAAACUCUGUUCAACAUGUGGAUGCCCUGGAGAAAUGACCUGCCCAGACAAGCCAGGGCAACUUAUAAACUGGUUCAUCUGCUCCUUGUGCGUCCCGCGGGUGCGUAAACUCUGGAGCAGCCGGCGUCCAAGGACCCGGAGGAACCUCCUGCUGGGCACUGCCUGCGCCAUCUACCUGGGCUUCCUCGUGAGCCAGGUGGGGCGCGCCUCUCCACAGCACGCACGGGCACCAGACAAGGGGCCACACCAGAGCCGCGACGCUGCCAAGGCACCCUUUCCAGAGAUACCCCUGGAUGGGACUUUGGCCCCUCCCGAGUCCCAGGACAAUGGGUCCAUCCUGCAGCCCAACGUGGUGUACAUUACUUUGCGCUCCAAGCGCAGCAAGCCCGCCAAUAUCCGUGGUACUGUGAAGCCGAAACGCAGAAAGAAGUAUGCAGUGGCAUCUCUAGCCCCAGGACUGGAGGUUUUGGCCGGACCUUCCUUUCAUCCGCAGAAGGCUGCAAGGUCAGCAGAUGUUGAAGUGCCUAGAUAUGCCCAGGAAGCAGAUCUGGCCAAGGUCGGGGAGCGACCCUGGAAACUACUGCGGGCUCCCGGGCUGCGACCUAGAGGCCCUGACUUCCAGCUACCCAAGACCAGGGAGAGCAACAUCAGGAUCUACAGCGAGAGCGCCCCCUCGUGGCUGAGCAAAGAAGACAUCCACAGUAUGCGCCUGUUAGCGGAUGGUGUAGUCGCAGGCCUGCAGCCAGUGGCCUCUAAGAGCGGAGCACGCUUGCUGGUGCUGCAGGGGAGCGUCCCUGGCUCUGUGCCCCGCUGCGGCCCUAGCUCCUGUGGGCUGCUCAAGCAACCCUUGGACAUGAGUGAGGUGUUUGCGUUCCACCUGGACAGGAUCUUGGGGCUCAAUAGGACCCUACCGUCUGUAAGCAGGAAAUCAGAGUUCAUCCAAGAUGGCCGCCCGUGUCCUGUCAUUCUCUGGGACUCAUCGCUAUCUCCAACGAGUAAUGGGACUCAUUCUUCAGUUAAGCUCACAUGGGGAACUUACCAGCAGUUGCUGAAACAGAAGUGCUGGCAGAAUGGUAGAGUACCAAAGCCUGAAUGGGGUUGCACCGAAAUACACCAUCAUGAGUGGUCCAAGAUGGCACUCUUUGAUUUUUUGUUACAGCUUUGGAGGCUAUACCUGAGAGAUACAAUCAGGAUGGAGAAGAAUGCAAACCUUGAAAUCAUAGACAUGUGGGGUGGAAUCCUGAGUCCUGUCACUUAUGAGCUGAGGGACAUUGCAAAAGUCAACUAGUCUUUGCAUCUCAAUUUCCUCAUUUAUCAAAUGGGUCUAAUGAUAGCAUGUAUUUCUUAAGGUUCCUAUGAGUUUGAUGUGAAAUAAUACAUGUAAAGCAUUAAGUGUAUAGUUACUGGCACAUACUAAACACUCAACAAAUAACAGCUAUUAUAGGUUUCAUUAUUAAUAUUAGCAGCAUUCAGUAUGUUUUUUAUUGCCUUUGUUCAGAUAUUGUCUGAAAUUGCUCAUUUAAUCACAUUGUUUUGAGGAAAAAGAAGCUAUGAAGAAACUAGCCAAAACUUUGAUAGACCCAUUUUUUUGAAGACAUAGCUAGACUGAGAGGUGUGCAUAAGAGUGUGGAAGUUGGGUUUCUGUAGAUUUCUAGUGGACCUUGGGAAGUUGGGGCAGUGCAGCAGAAGCAUUCUUGUUUAGGCACUGUGAGCAUAAUCUAAGUCACUCAUAAGAUACUUUUUCCUACAUAAAAAACUAACACUAACAAGAGGAAAAUGGAAUUUCAAAAAAAAAACUUUAGAGAAGGAAAUAUAUCUAAAAAUAUUCCAACCAACAAAAAAAUUGGCUGGAACACCUGGAUUUUUCUAAGUAUAAUUUUAGUUAGGUAAACAUUGAAAAGAUCUAUUUUCCUAAAAGAGGAAAGAGUGAUUUUAUGGAAAAUGAUGGUUGGCAGUACUCUGGAGAUGCAGAAGAUCACUUCCACAAAGACUUUGCUUUGCUUUAAAGAGUGAGAAGAUGUAAAUUCAAACAAGCUACAGUAAUGAUGAUUAGCAUUCAUUUGUGAUUGCCUAACAGACAAAAUUUAUCCCCAAAUAGCCUUAUUUGUAGGAUAAUUAUCUAAAAAUAUAGAUAUGAAGAUGCAAACUACAGUGUUUAAUCAUGCAAUAGUUAAAUUAAAUGAUGGCUUUAAUGUGUGCACCAAACAAGUAUAUUAAAACCAUAUUAUGGAUCCAUAGCCAUCUAGGAUUUGGUUUAUUAGGCUUUAAAAAUAGAUAAACUAUCUUAAAAGUAAGCAGAAAUGUGUUCAAUCUAUAACUAAAUUAACUGCCAAAUAAAAUGGCACUGAGUUUAAGGGAGUGUAUUAUGGUUUUAUGGUCAAAUUAUUUUUGGUAUAUUGAAUGUGAAUUCAAAAGGAAGGCUAUAAACAAAAUUCCAAGAAGAGCUAGAGGAAAAGAUUUAAGAACUAGUUAAAAUAUUGCUGAUAUAAAGGACAGUAAUAAGAAAGACAAAAUUUGCUACUGUUGGAGGAUAAGAAAAGAAAGUAAAACUCAGAUUAUUUGAAGUCUUGCAAUUUGAUUCUACAUUGGUAGGCAUACAUACACACACACACACACAGAACAUGUGUUCACAUAACCACCAAAACUAUACAUAGAUCUGAAUGAAGUGAACAGUAAACAUUUUCUAGAAGACAAGCUGAACUGAACACACAGACCCGUUUUCAAUAAUAAGGUCUGUCUGUUAGACUUGAAUGGCACACCAGUCUGUCAAGGGAGCGAUGAAAUCAUCACAGACUGUUGAGUGAUUCAAAAUUAGCUCAGACAAAGCACUUUAAAAAUACACUGUAGGAAGCAAUCUAAUGUUGGUAAGGCAAUAAAAAGAAUGACCUAAAUCAGCUUUUUCCAUGUCUAAUUUUUAUUACUUUCAUGUCAUUUAAAAAGAUCUAAGUGUAAUACAUACAGAAGUACUGAAAGUAAGGGCCUAAACUCUAAAGUUAUUACUGUGUAACAUUAAUAUAACACUUGAUAUUCAUGGCUUUCUGGUGGAAACAAUACAAAUGUACCUGUGUGUCCUUAGAUCUCUCCCCAUUACUCUUAAAUCAACAAUGAAGAAAGAACUGAGGGUUCAGAGCAGUAUUUAAGACAUGAUUGAGGGAAUUUGUUCUUAAGGGUUAAGUUCUAAACACAUAUAUCCAACAUAACAGACCCUGAUAAUUGUAGUCAAAGUUAAAUGUAAUUUAAUUUUUUCAUAUGUAAAUGACAUUAUAGCUGGAUAUAAACAUAUGGUAAUUAUAGAAAAAUUGUAUGGUGAUUCUUUGAGAAUUACUAGCUAACAUAUAUAAAGGAAUAAGGGAUUGGAUGGGAAGCAGCUACUAGAAUAGUUAUUUUUCAUGUUCUUUCUAACCUUAGCUAGGCAAUCAGAUGUAGUUUUUUAUAUCAUAUGAUUUCUCUUAUAUUCAGAGACAGUCAAGGUACUACAUAAAGUGAAUGAAGUUGUUUGCAGUGAAAGGGCUCAAUGCAUUAUUCUCACAGUUUCUAAUUUAUGCUUUUUGGUAUCUCUUUUGCUUCUUUAUCCUAUAGUGGUUUUCUUGGGACACCUUUGCUCAUCUUUGGGAAACUUUCCUAUCCUCAUGUCAAACAAAUGCACUUUCACUGGUGUGGUAACUUACUUCUCCCAGGGUCAGCCUUUGGAUGAACCCAUGGUUAGACUUCCAGCCCCAUGGGGCCUGGAACCAAUCCUGACAGAGGUUUCCCUUAUGUUGAUUGUCUCUAGACCAUGUGCCCUGUCAGCUGUGCAAAUGCUUGGUCACUCACUGACCUUCCCUACCCCAGAUAACUGGUUUUGCAUAAAUUUCAUAGAAAAUUAGAUUAUGCUGUCUUCUCUUAACAAUCCUUGUUUCUUAAAGCAUGCUACUUCACACAAAGUCCAUGUACAUGCAGAAAACAGAGAGCAAGGUCAUUUGCCCGCUUCUUGAAUUUAGCUAUGGCAGUGAGACAAAAUUAAAUAACCACUUUGUUUUCCUCUGGAAGUGGUGGAAGAGAGGAGGUGCUUGCCUGAGCAGCAUUUGCCGUGGUGUCUAAUCCACUGGUAGUGGGUAGAAGAUGUUCAAUAAGCAUUUGUUGAGUGAAUGAAUGAAUGGAUGGAUGAUCAUUUCCAAGUAGGCUAUAUUUUUGGCAUGAAACAUCCUGCUUCCCUUUCUUUGUUCCUAGCCACCUAGGGUAGUAGAGCCUGAGGGCUGGUGUAAGAGCACAGGAGGAGGAGAAGAGAAUGGGAAUUUUAGUGUCCAAAUAGCCAUCUUUUGAAAGAUGAACAUAUGUACAAUUUUUGACUAGUCUUCGUCUCUCUCUGAACUAUUCAAAAUGAUGUAGUGGGGAAAAAAUCAUAUAAUUUAGGAGUCAAAUUGAUCUGUGUCUAAAUCCUAAGUUUGCUACCUGCUGAUAGUCUAACCUUUCUGAAUUUCAUUUUCCUUUAUUUAAAAUGGAUGAAUUACCUUCUGCCUUGGAGGCUUGUGAGGUAAAUUGCUCCACAUAGUGUGUAUCUAGUCUUAACAAUAUGGUUUCCAUAUUCUGAGUAUCUCCUAGGUACCUGGGUCAGGGCUGGAGGAUGUACAAGCAUUUUCAUUAAUCAUCACACCACCUGUGCAAGAUAAUUACAUUACAUAGAUAAUUAAACUGAGGCUCAGUAAUGUAAAGGAAUCUAUACAAGAUCAGAGAAUUAACAAUUGUGAAUGCAGAGAUUUGACUUUAAAUUUAUCUGAAUCCUGAGCCCAGGCUUUUCUUUUACCCUAAAUAAUAAGUAUUAUGUCCUUUCCUUUCUCAAAAGGAAUGGCAAUAACACAGUUAUCCCUCUCUUAAUUCAUCUGUUUACCCUCUUCUAUAGGGUAGAACCCCUAUUUUCCAUAAUAGACUCCAACAGUCCCAUUCAUUCUAGUCAUUUAUUCAUAAUGUAGCCAUGGCCUUCAUUUAGGUAGUGAUUUUAGGUACUAUUGGAUCUCAAGUAUUUUCAGUAGAUUUAUUCUAUAUUAUUUCAGGUUAGAUACUGUUAUACAGAAGACCAUAGAGGGUAGGGGAUGCAAUAAGCUAUUAGAGAUAACUCAAGUUUUCUAUUACCUAAUAGAGGAAGAAAACAAGAUAUAGCCUUCCGGGUAUAUCAAAGCACGGAAUGUCUGUUCUGUCAUGAAUGGAGUCAAAGAUUCUUCUGGCCAUGUGUUUAUAUGUGAUGUCAGUGGGAACUUUGAGUAGUAAGGGUGGAGAAGCCAACUUGGAUGAUCUGACUUUGCAAUUAUUAGCAGAAGCUGGAAAUGCUUAUAACCAAGGCUGAGUCAUAAGGCUAUGAACCUUGGAGUUAUUCUGACUGUUGUCUUUAAUUAAAUGAGCCCAGCCCUAGUAGAUUCUGGCAAGUCAGCUAUUCAGAAAACACCAUUUUUUUAGAAAUCUUCUAACCUUCCCAAGGUUUGUUUUUACUUAGCAUCCUGGACUUUGUUUUUGUUUCCUGUUUUCAGAUUUAUAAUCGCUUAGAUACAAAUUGCUGUGGAUUCAGACCUCGCAAGGAAGACGCCUGUGUACGGAAUGGACUGAGGCCAAAAUGUGAUGACCAAGAUUCUGUGGCUCUAGCACACAUUAUCCAGAGAAAGCAUAACCCGAAG
Choloepus didactylus (southern two-toed sloth) is the source of this 6507-nucleotide messenger RNA. It is a transcript of the gene GASK1B, whose product is annotated as golgi associated kinase 1B. NCBI's taxonomy places the organism in Eukaryota, Metazoa, Chordata, Mammalia, Pilosa, Megalonychidae. Gene Ontology annotation, cellular component: Golgi apparatus. Bases 897 to 2150 code for a protein of 417 amino acids. The transcript is spliced from 4 exons. The record is from RefSeq and is a predicted model, not a curated record.